Harpia harpyja (harpy eagle) is the source of this 1010-nucleotide messenger RNA. RefSeq names its product homeobox A4 (gene HOXA4). Lineage: Eukaryota; Metazoa; Chordata; Aves; Accipitriformes; Accipitridae. The transcript is spliced from 2 exons. Gene Ontology annotation, molecular function: DNA-binding transcription factor activity, RNA polymerase II-specific; RNA polymerase II cis-regulatory region sequence-specific DNA binding. Bases 66 to 998 code for a protein of 310 amino acids. The record is from RefSeq and is a predicted model, not a curated record. Gene Ontology annotation, cellular component: nucleus. Gene Ontology annotation, biological process: embryonic skeletal system morphogenesis; regulation of transcription by RNA polymerase II; anterior/posterior pattern specification.
GGCCUCGCCGAGCCCAGAAAAACGACAACGCGAGAAAAAUUAGUAUUUUUGCACUUCACAAAUUAAUGACCAUGAGUUCGUUUUUGAUAAACUCCAACUACAUCGAGCCCAAAUUCCCUCCCUGCGAGGAGUACACGCAGCACAGCGGCAGCGCCGGCAGCUCCGCCGGCUACCACCCGCACCACCCGCACCCGCACGCCCCGCCGCCGCCGCCGCCGCCGCCGCACCUGCACGCCGCGCACCCGGGCCCGGCGCUGCCCGAGUACUUCCCGCGGCCGCGCCGGGAACCGGGCUACCAGGCUCCUGCGGCGCCGCCGGGGCCGCCGCCGGGGCCGCCUCCCGAGGCGCUCUACCCCGCGCAGGCACCCUCCUACCCCCAGGCGCCCUACAGCUACAGCAGCGCCGGCAGCGCCGCCCCGGGCCCCGAGCAGCCGCCCCCGGGCGCCUCGCCGCCGCCGCCGCCGCCGCCGCCGCCCGCCAAGGGCCACCCCGGCCCGCCCCAGCCCCUGCUCCCAGGCCAUGCCCUGCAGCGCCGCUGCGAAGCGGCCCCCGCCGCCGGGGCCGGCACCGGGCCUGGCUGCCCGCUGCUGCCCGACAAGAGCCUGCCCGGGCUGAAGGGGAAGGAGCCGGUGGUCUACCCCUGGAUGAAGAAGAUCCAUGUGAGCACGGUCAAUCCCAAUUACAACGGAGGGGAGCCCAAGAGGUCUCGCACUGCCUACACCAGACAGCAGGUCCUGGAGCUGGAGAAGGAGUUCCACUUCAACCGCUACCUGACCAGGAGGCGACGCAUCGAGAUCGCGCACACCCUCUGCCUCUCCGAGCGCCAGGUCAAGAUCUGGUUCCAGAACAGGCGCAUGAAGUGGAAGAAAGAUCAUAAACUGCCUAACACAAAGAUGCGCUCCUCAAACCAGUCCACACUGAGCCAGCAGUCCAAAGCACAGACACAGGGCCACCCCCAUCCGCUCGAUGGGGCUACACCCAAUGCAGCCGCGCUAUAAAUACUGUUUUUU